Molecule: messenger RNA, 8633 nt
Organism: Dromiciops gliroides (monito del monte)
Lineage: Eukaryota; Metazoa; Chordata; Mammalia; Microbiotheria; Microbiotheriidae
Gene: A1CF
Product: APOBEC1 complementation factor
Exons: 12
Coding region: 140-1924 (594 amino acids)
Cellular component (GO): nucleus
Molecular function (GO): mRNA binding
Source: RefSeq, a predicted model, not a curated record
AUGAUGAAGAGGGAAUAAGCAGAGCGACACGUUGCUGCCAAUUCUCCAUAACCAAGGACCGAGUUUCCGGGUGGGGAUCACUGGAAGGCUUUAGUGAGCACCCCUAAUUAACCUGAUUUUUUGCUGAUAAUCACUCUCAAUGGAAUCAAAUCAAAAAUCCGGGGAUGGAUUGAGCGGCACUCAGAAAGAAGCAGCCCUCCGCGCACUCAUUCAGCGCACGGGAUAUAGCUUGGUCCAGGAAAAUGGACAAAGAAAAUAUGGCGGACCUCCCCCUGGCUGGGAUGCUGCACCCCCAGAGCGGGGCUGUGAAAUUUUUGUUGGAAAACUUCCCCGAGACCUUUUUGAGGAUGAACUCAUACCACUUUGUGAAAAAUUUGGUAAAAUCUACGAAAUGCGGAUGAUGAUGGAUUUUAAUGGAAAUAACCGAGGCUACGCUUUUGUCACAUUCUCCAACAAGCAGGAGGCCAAAAAUGCCAUCAAGCAGCUGAAUAAUUAUGAAAUUAGGAAUGGACGCCUCCUUGGGGUGUGUGCCAGUGUAGACAACUGCCGAUUAUUUGUUGGGGGAAUCCCCAAAACCAAAAAGAGGGAAGAAAUCUUGUCAGAGAUGAAAAAGGUCACAGAAGGCGUGGUUGAUGUCAUCGUGUACCCCAGCGCUGCUGACAAAACCAAGAACCGGGGGUUUGCCUUUGUGGAGUAUGAAAGUCAUCGAGCAGCGGCGAUGGGCAGGAGGAAACUACUCCCAGGAAGAAUUCAGUUGUGGGGACAUCCCAUUGCUGUGGACUGGGCAGAACCAGAAGUAGAAGUUGAUGAAGAUACAAUGUCUUCUGUGAAAAUCCUUUAUGUGCGAAACCUCAUGCUGUCUACCUCUGAAGAAACCAUCGAAAAGGAAUUCAACAAUAUUAGACCAGGUUCUGUGGAGAGAGUGAAGAAAAUCCGGGACUAUGCUUUUGUGCACUUCAAUAACCGUGAAGAUGCUGUGAAUGCGAUGAAGGCUUUAAAUGGGAAGGUAUUGGAUGGUUCUCCUAUUGAAGUGACAUUAGCCAAGCCAGUGGAUAAAGACAGUUACGUAAGAUACACCAGAGGCACAGGUGGCCGGGGCACUGUGCUACAAGGGGAAUACACUUACUCACUGGGACAUGUUUAUGACCCAGCCACAGCCUACCUGGGAGCACCUGUCUUCUAUGCUCCACAGGCCUAUGCAGCCAUUCCAAACCUCCACUUUCCAGUGGCCAAGGGACACCUCAGCAAUAGAACCAUCAUCCGUCCCCCUUCUAUUAGAGAAAUUUACAUGAAUGUCCCUGUAGGGGCUGCGGGAGUUAGAGGACUGGGCGGUCGUGGAUAUUUGGCCUACCCGGGCCGGGGGCGUGGCUAUCAGGUCAAAGGAGACAAGAGGGGAGAAGACAAACUCUAUGACAUUUUACCUGGGAUGGAGCUCACUCCCAUGAAUCCAGUUACCCUAAAGCCUCAAGGGAUUAAACUCGCUCCUCAGGUCUUAGAAGAAAUUUGCCAGAAGAAUAACUGGGGACAGCCGGUGUAUCAGCUCCACUCAGCCAUUGGCCAAGACCAGAGACAACUUUUCCUUUACAAAGUCUCCAUUCCAGCUCUUGCCAACCAGAACCCAGCAAUUCACCCCUUCACGCCUCCAAAACUUAGUGCUUUUGUUGAUGAAGCCAAAACAUAUGCAGCUGAAUACACUCUUCAGACCCUGGGCAUUCCUAUGGAGGGAACGGAAGCUCCUCCUGCUGCUGCCGCUGCGGCUGCUGCUUUUCCAGGCUAUGCUAUCGCAAAUGCAGCUGCCACUGUGACUGCAGCCCAGCUGAAACAGGCUGUGACCCUGGGCCAAGACUUGGCAGCCUACACCACGUACGAAGCCUACCCUGCCUUUGCCGUGGCUGCUCGUGGGGAUGGAUAUGGGACCUUUUGAGGACUGGUUUUUGUAUGUUUGUUUUUUAUUUAAAAACAAGAAACACAGAGCUCAAUGUAGACAAAACCUCCCUUGACUCUCCUAAUCUUUCUACAUCAUUUUUAAGUCAUCCGUUUCCUAAAGUUUCUUACUCAUUGGCCAGUGGGGUUGUUUUAGCAUGUGUGUUUCCAAAAUUAAAUCAAAUGGUGAUGAAUCCAUUUUCUAACGCAGAAAGGGAAGCAACUCUGGUCCCAGGAGAUAUCUUGUGUUAUUCAAGACCUUAGGUGUCCCUUGUUAUAUGUACAAAGGAAAGUGUAAACUGGGGUCAGGUAUCACAGCCAAUGGGAAGCAUGGGCCAAGCCACUCACAGAGGUGAGGAACCACAAAGGGUGACCAGAAACUCAGACAAAACUCCAGCCUAACCUGUGGACCACAAAGUCCCAGAGGGCUAACAUUCCAAGGUCCCUCUCCAGUGGCCCCUCCCUGGGCUCUGUUUAUAGGCCUGGCCUAGUUAACAGCCAGGAGAGACUUCCCUAGUAAUCACUGUGGGAUCUUUCCAUUCUAUCUAAGACAAAUACUUCUCUAGUAAACUCAGGACUUCUCUGGAGCUUCCAUAUAGACAUUAAAAGCAGUCUACAAGGGGCCAACUAGGUGGCGCAGUGGAUAAAGCACCGACCCUGGAUUCAGGAGGACCUGAGUUCAAAUCUGGCCUCAAACACUUGACACUCACUAGCUGUGUGACCCUGGGCAAGUCACUUAACCCUCAUUGCCCUGCAAUUAAAAAACAACAACAAAGGCAGUCUGCGCACCCCCUCCCAUUGAUUCUACCUCUGGGCUAUUACCAAUAUUUUCAACCCAGUUCUGAUAGAUGCCCCCCCCCCAGGUAGAUUUCUUUUGAAUCCAUUUUGUUUAGGCCCUAUACAUCAGGAAAUGGGGGGAGAUCCCAGGGAGCCCCUAAAGUCCCUGACCUAGUCUCUCAGCACAUUGUAAGUUGCUCAAGAGGAGAAUUUGACAUUUUCUCACCUUUGUACCCCCUGCCCCUAACCCAGUUCUCUGUACAGAUGCCAAUACGUAAGACUUACUGUUUAAUUGGUGUGGGAAAUCCUGGCAUGAUAAAUCCCUCCACUGAGGUAAAUAGCAACCCUUUUAUAACAGUGUCAGGAAGUUGCCUGAGACUCAGGUUAAACUUUCCCACUUCUAGUCUAAGAGGAGGAAUUUGAACCCAGAUGUCCCUUAUUUCAAAACCAAUUUUCUAUCCAUCAUAUGAUUAAUUAGGAGAUUAAUUCAUGUCUCCUGAAUUGAAUUGCCUGCCACAGAAAGCUCGGUGAAAACAUGCCUUCACAGCAGCAAGACCAAGGAAGGCACUGUUCAUUUUUUCUGGAUCUUAUAGACCAUCAAGUUCUCUUGGGUUUGUCCCUGGCCCUUCAUUCAAAUCCAACCAUAUGACAACUAACAUGAGAACUCACUGCCUUAGCUUUCUUCCUGCUCCCAUAAACAUCAAACAACUUUGCAAAAUCAGAGUUAUUUUUUCAUGCUGCCUCCCCAGGAAAGCCUUCUCCCCCAUAAUCAAAGACUGGGUUCCUUUCCACCAUUCCAAAAGUAGCCUUCACACCACUCCCCCGGGGACACUGCUGGGGAGCAGGGGAGCAGGGAGAUGAAGAAGUGGCACUUCAGUCCCCACAUCUACCGGAACGCUGGUUUGGGAAACAGACGGAGCAGCCUGUGUGCUUUGGGUCCACUCAGGCCCUCAUUUCCUGGAUGAGGCCCCCUUCUAGCUUCAUUAAUGGAAAAUCAAUAAAACAUACUCACAUUCCCAUUCAGAAAUCCCUGGGCCCCCAUCAACAUUUAUGAGACUCAAAUCCAAAGACUGGCUGAAAAUGAUGUCAGAGCCCAAAAGGGCAGACCAGGGCUGACCUCAUCCCCAUGAGCCCCCAGGCAUAGCCCAACCCAGCAGUAAGAACACUAUUAGAACCUACUGGCAACCUGGGCCUUGAAAACCCCACGUGCUUGGCCUCCCUGUCUCUUCUUUUGGCUCUAUCUCACUGAGCACAUCUUGCUUUUCAAAUCCUCUGGAAAAUGGGACUCCAGUUUGGCUCCAUUUUCCUUUCAGUGCAAAUCCUGUUUUCCGUUGAAUUCCUAAUUCCUUCUCUUUCCAUCCAAUCCAAACCAAACUGACAUACAUUUAUUAAGUACCUACCAUGGGCUAUUCAAGGCUCUGGGAACUCUGGCCAAGUCAUAAUCUCUUGAUGCUCCAGGCAACUCAGCAAGACUUCAGGUCAAAAAGAAUGUACUGACUUGCAUUGGGAGAGGGCGCUGCCUCACCCAGGGAUUCUCUUUACCAGUGAAAUAACAUGUCCAGACUGUAACAUAAAGACAACAGAAAAAAAAAGAAAAAAAAAAACAAGCCAAGGGACAAAAACAAUUGACCUCUUUUGCUGACAAAAGAUUGGAAUUGAGAAAUAUUUCUAAAGGUGAGAAAAUGUAUCAGUGGGCCAAGACACAAAAGGUAGUUUCUUAAUAAAACAUAAGCUUGCAGAUUUAGAGUUGUGGGGGAUAUUUGAGGACACCUAGUCCUAUCCCCUCAUUUUGUAACAGGAGAAACUAAAGUUCAGAAAAUUUAAAUGAUUUAGCCAAAGUCACACAGCUAAAAAAAAAAAAAAAAAUGACACCCCCCCCACCAAAAAAAAAGUCAGAACAGCAAUUUUCAGAAGCAUAGAAUCAUGAAAGGAGGUGUUGACAUUAAAAUAUUAAGAAAAAUACAGAAUAUGAGGGGAAUGGGGAAAAGCACAAUGUGAAUGUCAUUCUAUAAGUGUGAAUGAUGCAGCCCAACCUGUACCAUCUUUGUCCAAUUAGCUUUCCAUGAUUCCGCCCUUGUUGGAUUGUCUUGUCUUUCCCUGGUUGCCACUGGAAGUAAGCCAUUGACUUCAGUGAUUAAAUCACUCUUUCAGACGAUCAUCCAGGUCCUUGUUCACUGUCAUCCUAAAUGACUUGAUAUUUAGGUAAUGAUUUUGUUAGCAAGGCACUCAGAAAACUACCAGGAAGUUACUUCAGGUCAGGAAAAUGUUGGGUUCAGAGUAUUUCUCACCAGAGAAAGGAAAUCCUUUAGAAGCUACAUUUCAGGUAUUCCUUUGCACUAAGAUGGGAUGAGAUUACAAGUUAUUUACCAGUAUUAACCAUGUAGAAACAUUUUUUUCUUGGAUAUUAUUUUACUUCUACGAAAGUGCUCACCCCCAUGUUCUUCCCAGCCUAGAGUUCAGCUUUUCACCAAAACAACAUCCAUCUAAAUUUCAGUGUCACUAGGCUUUUAACUAAUUCCAUUUUAUAAUUCUAUUCAGAGCUAUUGAGCCAUUAUUAGAUUGGGGACAGGAGGAGUCUGCACCGAAUAAUUUGUUAGGUUAGAGAGGUACUCUAAAAGUUAGAAUUUCCUUUCAUUUCUUUGGCAUUUGGAGCCACUUAAGGCGUCUUAGAGGCAGUUGAAAGAACAUUACCUACCCUUGACCUUGGCUUCCAUGCAAAGCCAUCACCCAUUCCCCUGGGCUAUCCUAGUUUUAGGAUUAGUCUUUGCUUAGAAGCAAAAGUGAAUGUAGAGUGUUUCAGUUUCUUGAAAGAAGGUCCACAAAGUUGUUUAAAUGGAGAUUUUUUUUAUUUUCUAUAGCUUGUAUUUCUUCAGUGUGCCUGGUUAUGAAGUUGUCUUUAAAGACCUUUUCUAAUCCUAUUACCUAAACUUCUUGGCCAAUUAAUGGAUGUGGGGAAUACCAAAAAUAAGGCUACAAAGAGACUUGGCAUUUUUUUUAGAUUUUGUAAAUACACUUUUUGUAUAUUGUAAAUACCAUUGGAGAAACCAAUUAGUCCUUGGUUUCACACUUGGCACUAUUAAUGCACUCUGUGAUCAGACUUAAAAAAACAAGCAACAAAUCAUAACCUGGAGACCUCAAGAUACUUUGCAAACAAGUGAGUGAAAUUCCCUCACAACAUGCUCAGUAUUUUGUGGGAUGUGAACUGCUAAUGUUCGUCUGUAACUGCCACAACCAGCCAUAGACAGUAGUGUCCAACCAUGGGUCCUGUGGAACUGAUUUCUGAUGAUCUGGCCUGAGAUUUUAGCUUUACUCUAAAAGCAUUAAGAGGAUGCUCUUAAUAUCCUGUCCAUAAUUACAGGAAGUGAAAUGAUGUCUGGGUUUUGUCCUCCUUAGACGAAAAAGUAGAUCAUAAUAUAAAAGCAUUGCAGAAAUAGGAUUUCUGGUCCCAAACCCUGCUUUUAUCUGAUUGCAUUUAAUCACACAAAAUAAGAAACAAAAUGUCACCCCCAAAAAAGCCACAUGAAUGUGGAAUAAUAUUCUUUAUCUCAGAAAUGUGUUUGAUUAAAUAGCCAACUUUUCCUAGCAGCAAUUAGAAGGAAAAUAGAAUGUUUGUGGUUAAUGUACAGUGGUUGGUCCUUGUGUAAUAUUUAACUAGAGAAUAUUCUUAGAUGAAAGCAAACUCGUGCUCUAUAUGUGAGCAUCUCCAUGAUUCCCUGAGGUUAUAUAGGGAAGCCAUGAAACAGCAACAGCACAAAUAUUAAACUCCCCACUUCUGCCUUCAUUAUUGCUUUUUAUUUUAGGUAAUCCAGGGAGCAGAAUAGAUAGGACUAACUGUGCUCCUCAGCUUUGUACACCUAAGACAAGUGCAUCCAUUCCUAGCCCUGUUAGAGCUCUGAUGACCACCAGUGUCAUAGAUCUAUGGUUGGGCGGGACUUCCUCUAGUAUACCUCCCUCACCCUACAGACAGGGAAACUGAGGCCCAAGGAAAAGUGAAUUUUCCAAGCACACCCUUAAAAUCACUUUCCAAAGUAGCUUUUCUCUCUGGCUCUCUGGCUUUCUCUCUGUCUCUGUCUCUGUCUCUCUCUGUCUCUGUGUGUGUGUGUGUGUGUGUGUGUGUGUGUGUCUUCCUCUUCCUCUCCCUCUCCCUCUCUCCCUCUCUCUCUCCCCCCCUCCCUCUACCUCCUCUUCCUUUUCCUUUUCCCUCUCUCCCCACCACAUCUUGCUCAAACUACAGGCUGGCAAACACACAGACACCUUCUCUUUAUUUCUAUUUUCUUCAGCUUGGACCUUCUUCACAUAAUCCCAAUCCCUCCCAUAUUUUAAAAUAAAAAUAUCAGAGAGGGGGUAAGUGGAGAAGAAAGGAUUCUGAGAACUACCACAUAAUAUAUACUUUUUAAAAAUGAUUUCUCAGAGGCAGCUAGGUAGUACAGUAGAUAAAGCACAGGCCCUGAUUCAGGAGGACCUGAGUUCAAAUCCCGACUUCGGACUCUUGACACUUACUAGCUGAGUGACCCUGGGCAAGUCACUUAACCCCAAUUGUCUCACCAAAAAAAAAAAUUUUUUUUUAAUGAUUUCUCCUCCACCUCCAUCUCACUACCCACUAUUAUAGAAGUAAAUAUUAGAUGCUAUGUCUUCUCUCAGAAGCUACAGAAACACCUGUUCUUCAGUGAAUAUUCUUUCAUGGUAACUUCCUUUCUCUGUCUUCAUCCAGUUUUAGAAAACAUCAUUACACUAAAUUUCAACCCACUAAUAUCCAAGAGUUUUUAAACUUUGGGGAAGUAUGUUUUUCAACAGUUAUUCUUCAGGACUCAGAUAAGAAAUUUUCUCUUUCCCAAGCAUUAUUUUCUGUUCCAACCCCAGCUUGUUUGGGUAGGCUAAUGUAGAUUAAUUCAAUGUUGGAUCUUCUUUGUUAAAACAUCUUCCAAAUCUUUUGAGGGGGGUAGGAUGCCAAAUAAAUGACUAAGCAAAAAAAGAAUCAAGUUGCAAUACUGGGGAAGAUAACUUUUUAAAAAAUAAUUUUAAAGCCAAAUAAAGAUUCAAGAAUUGCCCAAGUAUAUUAAUUAAUGGAGAGUCAUGUUUAUCAGUCUGAAAUCACUAGGUUCAUUAUUAUUUUAAUUUCAUAAGUGUAUUCCUGGGCAGGAAAACCCAGGACACAGUUCACAAAGCAGAGCUGGGCUUUGGGAGGGACAGGGAAAUGAAUGAAAAUGCUCUUUUCUCUUUUAAGAUUCCCUCACAAAUAUGAAUUUUGCUCAAGAACUUGGCUUCCACUGCUCCAAUUCCUGGAGAACUUUUAUUUUUGCAGACUGCAGAGAAGGCUAUUUAAACCAAAUCAUCAGGAUCAGAAACCUUAAUAUUUCAUCUAGUGGCUGCUAUUUGAUUUGAUUCUGGUUAUAUCACUCUGGGUCAAACUCUCCCUUUUGGGUAGAGCUAUAUAACUAGCAGCAGUAUUGCCUAAAAUAACUGCUUCACACACACACACACACACACACACACACACACACACACACACACACACCUUAAAAACAAAAGUACAGUUGGACAAACACAUUUCUUGCUUGAGUCACAUAUUGUUAUUCCAUGUUGGCACUAUUGUUCUUUUAUUUACAUGAGGAGGUUCUUUCACUGGGGCGACAAAACCAAAUGGGCAUAAACAGUAUUAAAAGUGUGUGAGAAGCACUUAUUUUGUCCUUUUAGUACAAUGUUUGUAUAGAAUUUUCAUUGUAUACUCCCAGAAUGGAGUGAGUCAAAAUUACAUCAUCUACAUGUUUGGGGAAACAAUCAUUGGUUUGCAAUAAAUAUAAUGGACACCUUCGAAUAGUCAAUUAAAUGGAAUUAUAAUCUACCAAAUAUUGUAAUAUGCUAUAUAAUUCUGGCUGAUAAGAUGCUGUUAAUUGACUUAUGAGGUAUUAUUAAAUAUCUAAAUUAACCUGUGA